Molecule: messenger RNA, 2336 nt
Organism: Malus domestica (apple)
Lineage: Eukaryota; Viridiplantae; Streptophyta; Magnoliopsida; Rosales; Rosaceae
Source: RefSeq, a predicted model, not a curated record
ACAAACAUAACUCCGUUUAGAUUUGGCGCAGAGAGAGCUCCAAUGGCGGGUGACACAGACAGCCCGUCUUCUCCCCAAAACAAACGGCGGAAAACCCUAAAAUCAAAAAUCGAAGAGGACCCAAUUCCCCACGAACCCCAAGAACCUGAAAAUUCAUCUUCUCAGCGAUGCCCAAUUUGCUUCCUGGACGGUGGCAAAGUGAUCAGAGGCGAAAUCGAUUGCUGCGACCACUACUUCUGCUUUCUCUGCAUUAUGGAGUGGUCGAAGAAGGAGUCGCACUGCCCACUCUGCCGCCGCAGAUUCACCACCAUUCGCCGGCCGCCGAAAGACGGCGUCUUUGCCCGCGAGCGAGUCGUCAAGAUUCCUGCUUGUGAUCAUGCUCACCAUCCAUCUAGCAACAUGGCCGGGCAAGUUCUUCGUCACGAAGAAGUUUCGUGUCAAGUGUGCCACGGCAUGGCAGAUGAAUAUCUUCUGUUGCUCUGCGAUAUUUGCGAUUCAGCUGCUCAUACGUACUGUGUUGGACUGGGUAAUACUGUGCCCGAAGGUGAUUGGUUCUGCCUUGACUGCACUACUAUUAGGGGAGAACACGAUGACAACGUUGAUUCUAGUUCUGAUUCUGACGAUGAAUAUCUUUUAGGACCAUCAGACCCAAAUAUAUCGGCCUUUGACAUUGUACAAGAAUCAUAUGGUCAUAGCUCGGCGGCUAAUAGGUAUCUCCCAAGAAUCCCUAGAAUUCCAGACCACUUUGCACUUCCAGUUGUCCGUGACAGGUACCAGUAUCGCGGAUGAAGUAAUUACCACGCCAGCAGAAACACUACCAAGUGUUGCAGCAUCAGGUGCAAGAACAUUGGUUCACCGUCGCUAUGUGUGCACUCGAGUACAAGAACUCCGCGAAAAUUGGAAUGCCAUCCAAAGUGGUUCAUUGAGCUUUACUUCGAGUUCAAUUAAAUCUGGCUGCAUUAGUAGUCAAAAGCCUAAAAAUGGUGUGAUAAUCCAUGAAAGAUCAGGCCAAACACAGUCCUCAUCUUCCACAAGUGGUCAACAACCGAGAAAUCGAGACAGUUGUGGCUUAAGUGAUAUCGACAAAGCAUGGAAAAUGAUGGAAAUUGCAAAGUCAAGAAUGGAUGCUGGUAAAAAGUGCAGCGGCAGUUCCGUCAGCACAACAAGUGAUUCAAGAAAACGAACUAAUGUAAAUCCUUGUUUUGGUACUUCAAGUCAAGCACAAUCCUCAUCUUCCGCAGGGUGUCAUCGACCAAUAAAUCAAGUUGGUUGUGGAACACGUGACAUUAAGUCGAAACAGCACGUUCAUACAAACACCGGCAGCAGCAGUGGCGUUCAGCACCCAAAAGUUCUUUCUGGGAUAUCAAGUGCUUCAAAAGAAGCAACAAAUGUAACAUCGAGUUCUGAUAUUUUGAGAAGCCAACAACUUGGAGCCUGCGAUGGGAGAAAAACCGGAAAGGAGUCCUACAAAUGCAGUCCUCGUGAAAAAGAAACAAUAAGACAUCAACCUGUAAAGUUGGAAAAGGAUACGCAGUUUAGGGUUACGCCUCAGGAUGCAGUCGCGCCUAGCGAAGGCCCUUCAGCUAGACAUAUGAAGCAGGCUGCAGCAAACAUCAUUCAUGAGCAAAAUAGGUCUGCUUGUUCAGUAAAUGAAGGAGCACCUUCUUCUUUUUAUGCCAAACCAGAGAUCAGUACUUCUUCCAGUAAAUUAGAUGCGCAGAAGAGAAAUAUUGGCCGGGGAGAGAGCUGUGUGGAAGGCCAAUCAAGAAAAGACGCCAAAAGUGAAAUCGCGUCUGUUGUGAAGGUGAACUUGAAGAUGUUAACCAAAGACAAACCAUUAGGAGUGAUGCAUUCAAGGAAAUUGCAAGGCUUUCCACGCAUACCAUUUAUGGCGCAUGUGGUUUAAAGCGUUCAAAGUCUGGUAUGUACUCCUUCCCUAGCUUAGAAUGCCCCCACACCGAGCAGUUUCAGCCGCCGCACAAACCCAGUCCGAUGCCAAACUCUUGUCGAGCUUGCUUUGAUGGUUUUGUGAAAGGCGUAGUCAGCUCUAUUCUGUGUGGUUCAGCUGGUUCCACAAAAUUAAGCCGAGCUCCAUCUUAACCGGUUCCAACUGCCACGGUUCAGCCACGAAUAAAGUAAUUUCUAAAUUUUAUGAUGAAUCUUAUUCCAUAGGAGAGCAGGAAUGUGGAGUAAUUUCGCGGUAGUAUCUUAUCUAGCAUAUCGAGAUUCAUCCCGUAUUUAACUCAGGUGCAAGGAGUCGGGGAGCCCUGCUCUGACUGACUUAAAAGAAACUACUUUCAGAAUAUAUAUAACCAUGUUGUAUUUGCUUUUCCUCA